UCGUUUUCACUUUCCUUUUCGGACCAGAUCACUGAGAAUCCCUUCAUUCUCGUUUAUCUUUUGAACUUCCUCGGUCAACUUUUUUACUUUCUUUUUCUAUUUCAAAUUCAGAUCAGUCUCUUCUCCUCAAUUUCUUGCAGGAUGACACAAAGGAUAGGGGAGUUCGCGUGAUGAAACUUGGAUUCAGAGAGAAAUGGGGUGUGUGAUUAGCAGGGAGGUUUCUUCUGGAAUAAUCGCAGAGGUGAAAGAGGAGAAGAGUUUCGGUGCUGAUUCUAAGAGUAAUAAUAAGGUUGAUGGAGACGCGGUAGAGGUUCAGAAUCAGAAUCGGAAUCACAAUGGUGGUAACCACCACAAGGAAGAGAAGAGUGGCAGCGAAGUUCAGAAGCCGAGGGGAGAAAGGAGAAGAUCGAAGAAACCGAAUCCGCGGCUAAGCAAUCCUCCCAAGCAUUUAAGGGGUGAGCAGGUUGCGGCUGGCUGGCCACCCUGGCUCACCGCCGUGUGCGGCGAAGCGCUUAACGGCUGGAUUCCCCGAAAGGCUGACACAUUUGAGAAGAUUGAUAAGAUCGGGCAAGGAACAUAUAGUAAUGUGUACAAAGCUAAAGACAUGAUGACAGGCAAAAUUGUUGCUCUAAAGAAGGUUCGAUUUGAUAAUUUGGAACCUGAGAGUGUAAAAUUCAUGGCUAGAGAGAUUCUUAUUUUGCGGAGAUUGGAUCAUCCAAAUGUUGUAAAGUUGCAAGGCUUAGUUACAUCAAGGAUGUCCUGCAGUCUGUAUUUGGUGUUUGAUUACAUGGUGCAUGAUUUAGCUGGACUUGUUGCGAGCCCACGAAUCAGGUUCACGGAACCUCAGGUCAAAUGUUACAUGCAUCAACUGCUAUAAAAAUCAAAUCUUCUCAUUGACAAUGAAGGAAUACUUAAGAUUGCUGACUUUGGACUGGCAUCUUUGUUCGAUCCAAACCAUAAGCAUCCCAUGACUAGUCGAGUGGUAACUCUUUGGUACCGGCCCCCAGAAUUGCUUCUUGGUGCCACCGAUUAUGGUGUGGGUAUAGACCUAUGGAGCGCCGGAUGCAUUUUAGGAGAGUUAUUGGCUGGAAAGCCAAUUAUGCCGGGUCGUACAGAGGUGGAGCAACUGCAUAAGAUAUACAAACUAUGUGGUUCACCUUCUGAUGAAUAUUGGAAGAAGUCGAAGUUGCCCAACGCCACCUUGUUUAAGCCUCGAGAGCCAUACAAGAGAUGCCUAAGAGAGACAUUUAAAGAUUUUCCACCUUCUGCACUACCCCUUAUAGAAAGUCUUCUGGCAUUUGAUCCUGCCGAACGGAAAACUGCCUCAGAUGCUUUGCGAAGUGAGUUCUUCACCACAGAGCCAUAUGCUUGUGAUCCUUCAAGUCUUCCAAAAUAUCCUCCAAGCAAGGAAAUGGAUGCUAGACGGCAGGACGAAGAGGCCAGAAGAAUAAGGGCUGCAAGCAAAGCUCAGGCUAAUGGUCCAAGGAAGCAUCGCAUGCGUGAUCGUGCCGUGAAAGCUAUUCCUGCUCCUGAAGCCAAUGCUGAGAUUCAAUCCAACAUUGAUAGAAGGCGUCUAAUAACUCAUGCAAAUGCUAAGAGCAAGAGUGAAAAGUUCCCACCGCCACAUCAAGAUGGACAACUUGGAUUUCCAUUGGGAUCUUCCCAUCGUAUUGAUCCAGAUACUGUUCCUAUUGAUGUCUCCUUCACUUCAACAACGUCGUAUAUUUAUUCAAAGGAACCAUUCCAAGCGUGGUCAGGUCCCAUAGGUAAUGCUGCUGCUGAAAUUGGAGUGCCAAAAAACAAGAGACACACCGCAACUGAUGCAUUGGAUUUAUCAAAACCACAUAAAGGUUCACACAAGGAUAAAGUUAAAGGAAAGAAAACCAUAGCUUAGAUUUUGAUAACAUUCAUAUAGAGUCAAAUUAAGAAUAUAUACUUCUGCUGAGUAAUGGCUAUUAUUAUAUUAGUUUCUUUUUUUCUUAAAAAAAAUUGUUUUCGUUAAGAUGAAUGCUCUUUCUUUUUUCCCCUCCUUUGUUUAUGGUGAGAGAAUUACCAUGAUGUACAUCGUAAAUUUCAUUUCAAAAGAAGUCCCUUUUGUUAAUA
This is a messenger RNA of Arachis duranensis, 2103 nucleotides long. RefSeq names its product probable serine/threonine-protein kinase At1g54610. The transcript has 7 exons. Gene Ontology annotation, biological process: protein phosphorylation; positive regulation of transcription elongation by RNA polymerase II. NCBI's taxonomy places the organism in Eukaryota, Viridiplantae, Streptophyta, Magnoliopsida, Fabales, Fabaceae. Gene Ontology annotation, molecular function: cyclin-dependent protein serine/threonine kinase activity; ATP binding; RNA polymerase II CTD heptapeptide repeat kinase activity. Gene Ontology annotation, cellular component: cyclin-dependent protein kinase holoenzyme complex; nucleus. The record is from RefSeq and is a predicted model, not a curated record.